This is a messenger RNA of Necator americanus (New World hookworm), 1248 nucleotides long. RefSeq lists its product as uncharacterized. Gene Ontology annotation, molecular function: protein tyrosine phosphatase activity. The transcript has 12 exons. Gene Ontology annotation, biological process: protein dephosphorylation. Bases 1 to 1248 code for a protein of 415 amino acids. Lineage: Eukaryota; Metazoa; Nematoda; Chromadorea; Rhabditida; Ancylostomatidae. The record is from RefSeq and is a predicted model, not a curated record.
AUGGAUGUUACGGUUACGAGGAAGAAGACAAUGCGGCCCCGACGGAAAAAAGCCUUUCUCCAGGAAACGAUUGAACAGAAUUCUGACAACGAAGAGAAUGUCAAGCCAAAAACGCCUAAUGGACCAGAUGCUCCAAAGACAGGCCCAAACGUUGCUAAAAAGGCUGCUGGAACAAUAGGAAGAGAAAAAAGAGAACCACCUGCAGCAAUUGUUGGCGUUUUAGACAAAUUUUUUGAUUAUGUGUCGGAUUUAGGUGUGGCGGGAAUCAAAAAGCUGUAUAAUGAAACCCUUGCCAUUUAUCGAGCGCCAGAUCCUUUAUACAAGUUUGUAGAAUUCGAGCGAAAUAAGGACAAGAAUCGCUUUUUAGAUGUUGUUUGUCUCGACCACUCUCGCGUGGUUCUUACCUUCGAAGUACCACCUUGUUCAAACUAUAUUCAUGCAAAUUGGGUACGAUUUGAUAAACACGACCGAGUCUUUAUUGCGACUCAGGCUCCGUUGGAAAAUACAAUCGAGGACUUUUGGAGAAUGAUAUUUCAAGAGCAAUGCUCCGCUAUAAUAAAUCUUACGAACGAACUUGAAGACAAAGAGAGAUUGGUAGAGUACUUUCCUGCUAAACCGGGCGCAUUCACUAACUAUGGAAGAAUGUUUGUAAACACCAAGAAGCUGGACGAAGAAAAUAAGUUUGUCGUCUAUACUCUGGAAGUAUUACCUGAUGGUUGUUCGAAUAGUCUUCUCUUAAAAGUUAUUAAAGCAAAAAACGAUAGCGGAAAAUCACCUUCUACCACCAUGAUCCUAAGAAUGCUCCGACUUGUUGGAUCAUCUGAACGAAUCGCCACAGGACCAAUCGUUGUUCAUUGCGUUUCCGGUGUUGGUAGAGCUGGUACUGUUAUACUGAUAGACGUUAUACUGCAACGUUUAUUCACCAAUCAAUUACAAGUUGACCUUGUAGAAAUGUUCCGUCAUCUUCGCAACCAGAGAGCGUCAUGUUUACAAAGAGAAGCGCAAUUCCUUUUUGUUGUAGCCAGUGUUGUCGAUUAUAUUGGAACUAGAUAUCCAGGACGAUAUCGCGAAAAACGAGACAAGUUUAAGAAAGAGUACAGGAACACGCUUAGUGGCGAGAAGAAAGAACAGAAACAACUGGAAAAAACACCAGAAAAGGGACUGGAGCUUGCAAAAGGACUGGAGCUUGCAAAAGGACUAGAGCCUGCAAAAGGACUAGAGCUCGCAAAAGCACCCGUAGAAACUUAA